UUUUUGAUUUCCUUGGUCAAAAACCCACCACCAUUCAUGCAGUCAGGCCAGCCACAGAUUUUUUAUCUGACAAAAUUUCAACUUUGGUCGUGUCUCGUGACGCAGUGACUUUUUCUUUUUUUCCAAAGCUAUUCAAUUUUUUGUUUUGUGACGGGCAGGCACACACACAGACAACAUUUCUGAAAUCUCUCUUGUAAUUAUAUAACCACUCGCCAUGUCCCGCCUAUUACAACGAGUAGCUAGCUCUAUUUUCAAGCAAACACAGCAACUUGGUCAACAGACUCGUCUUGUAUCCACACAGCAAAGCUCGGCACCAAAAGGUCUGCAACAAUUCUUCGAGAAUGGUGCCAGCCUUCCUGAACAAACUUGGACAGGUCGCUCUUGGAAAGCAAGCGAACUUCGAUUAAAGUCGUUUGACGAUUUACACAAGCUUUGGUAUGUGUUACUUAAGGAGCGCAACGUCUUAGCCACACAACGAGAGGAAGCAAGGCGAUUAGGUAUUGACAAGAGCACAUGGACCAAUGCGGGGAGAGUCAGAAAGUGCAAAAAAUCAAUGGCUCGUAUCAAGUUUGUAUUGAAUGAACGACAAAAGGCUUAUGAAGAAGCAGCACGACUUAGCAAUGGAUCUGUCUGAAACUCCCAAGCUUUAGAAAUGAAAAAGAGAAAGCGUAUAGAGGUUGGGGUUGUUUUGAGCUUCCCAUAUUCAGCAUAGACGAGCUUAAAGUACCUUGUGCUUCACACUCAACCCGAUGACCGAGCUGGCUCAAUUUGGUAGAACCUGGUUAACAAAAUAAACAUGAUUAAUGUAUUGGACUCUU
Umbelopsis ramanniana AG is the source of this 818-nucleotide messenger RNA. RefSeq lists its product as uncharacterized. NCBI's taxonomy places the organism in Eukaryota, Fungi, Mucoromycota, Umbelopsidomycetes, Umbelopsidales, Umbelopsidaceae. The coding region runs from base 215 to 634 and encodes 139 amino acids. Gene Ontology annotation, cellular component: mitochondrial large ribosomal subunit; mitochondrial ribosome. Gene Ontology annotation, molecular function: structural constituent of ribosome. The record is from RefSeq and is a predicted model, not a curated record. The transcript is spliced from 3 exons. Gene Ontology annotation, biological process: mitochondrial translation.